Aspergillus luchuensis is the source of this 1971-nucleotide messenger RNA. It is a transcript of the gene mdv1, whose product is annotated as WD repeat-containing protein. Lineage: Eukaryota; Fungi; Ascomycota; Eurotiomycetes; Eurotiales; Aspergillaceae. The record is from RefSeq and is a predicted model, not a curated record. Gene Ontology annotation, molecular function: protein binding. The transcript has 5 exons. Bases 1 to 1971 code for a protein of 656 amino acids.
AUGGACAAACACCGCCGCCGUGAUGAGUCUCCCUCCGGUCUAUCAGAUAUUGUCGAGCCGGACGGUCUCUUAGGGACCGGCAUCACGUCGCGUCAUAUCGAGGCCUUCGGGCGCAAAGUCACAUCGACUGCUGGCCAUUUGAUGGGACCGGCUCCCGACUCCUCCAGCGGCGGCCACUACCACACUGCUAUGGCCGAUAUCCAGCGCGAAUUACGCCAUCCCAACACCCAGCGCAAAGUCUUUUCUCUCACCCAGACCACCCCUACCGAUCUGGUCCGCUCCAAGCUCUCAACCACCGAAAUUCAGUCGCGGGCCAUCUCCUCCCUUCCUGACGAACUCCUCGCCAAUAUCCCCGACGACUCCAGCUCGUAUUCUCUCUUCCAGGGCUUCCAGGCGUCGCAGGAUGACAUUGAGUAUCGCCGCGCCCAUCGUCGGCGCUCCUCCAAGAGCAAGAAGCUGUUGAAGGAUGGGGAGACACACGGCGCUUUGCCGUCCGCUCCGUCGGAUUUGAAGAAGGAACGGGACUUGCUGAGCCGCCGGAUGGAACUGAUGGGCGUUCGCAAGAAUAUGUGCAGCUCGGAGAUACACGACAUAGAUAACAAGAUCGCGAACUUACACAACAUGCGGAAGAUUGUGCUAGACCGAUUGGCAGGCCUGGAGAUGGAGGAGGCGGAUUUAGAACAUGAGCUGAACGAGAUUGAGAACAAAUUGGAGGAUAUCCAAGAAGAGCAAGAGGCCGAGGUGCCGCCUCCCGCAACUCCCAAGUCUUCCGAGGCCAACGAUGACUCGAUUGUUUCCGAAGACCCAGCCAUGGGUGCUUCCUUUAUGUCUGAAUCUAUCUACCAGAAGAUCCCUUCGCCGAAGAGCGUGAAGCAGCGAUCUAUAAGGAAACGAUCGAUGCCAGUUUUGCACGAACACUUUGCUCCCGGUUCUGAAAUCAAAGAGAUGCCGGCACACUCGGACAUGGUUACCGCUAUUGACUUCGACUACCCGUUUGGCACCAUGAUCAGUGCCGCCCUGGACGAUACGGUGCGGGUGUGGGAUCUCAACGUGGGCCGCUGCGUGGGCUUCCUGGAGGGACACAACGCAUCUGUCCGCUGCCUACAGAUUGAGGACAACAUUGUCGCCACUGGAUCUAUGGAUGCAUCUGUGAAGCUCUGGGAUCUGAGCCGGGCCCGGACCACAACUCGCGACAACCGCGUCACCCGACGGGAGGACGAUGAGGAAUCUGCGCAAGCUGAUGACGCCUCCAUGGCAUCUCACUCGACCACCCUGGAAGACUGCUAUGUAUACUCGCUUGAUGCGCACGUCGAUGAAGUAACCGCCCUGCACUUCAAGGGAGACACCCUGAUUUCCGGAUCCGCCGACAAGACGUUGCGACAGUGGGAUCUGGUCAAAGGGCGCUGUGUGCAGACGCUGGAUGUCUUGUGGGCAGCGGCCCAGGCGUCUACUCUAGGAAGUGAGACGACAUGGCGCCCGUCGGGACGCCUUCCGGACGCUUCUGCGGACUUUGUCGGCGCGGUUCAAUGUUUCGAUGCGGCGCUGGCCUGCGGUACGGCGGACGGUAUGGUGCGCCUGUGGGACCUUCGCAGCGGCCAAGUCCACCGGAGCUUGGUGGGCCAUACCGGUCCUAUUACAUGCCUACAGUUCGACGAUGUACACUUGGUGACUGGUAGUCAGGACCGCAGCAUCAGAAUUUGGGAUCUCCGAACUGGAUCUAUCUUUGAUGCCUACGCGUACGACAAGCCCAUCACCAGCAUGAUGUUCGACACCAAGCGCAUUGUCGCGGCAGCCGGAGAGAACGUUGUCAAGGUAUACGACAAGGCAGAUGGCCACCACUGGGACUGUGGUGCCGGGGUUGGCGUUGACGACAGUGGGCCGCAGCCGGCCACGGUCGAGCGGGUUCGGCUCAAGGAUGGAUUCCUUGUUGAGGGCCGCAAGGACGGUAUCGUCGCGGCGUGGACUUGUUAA